GGUUACACAGGGAAAAUAGAUAGUCUGUUUCAAUUCUGCAUUAGCAGUUAUAGAGAAUAACACUAAUGAUUAAUUAUUUAAUCUGGUAUUGCUUCUCUUGAUUACGUAUAUUCCCCAUACAUACUAAAAUUAAUGGGUAUUACACAGAUAAACAUUACUGAUGAAAGUACUGAAUUAAUCAAAUGAACUUCAGAAAGGAAGCCUUAGGGGUGUUGAAAACAGAUACAUUGACAGUAGUUUUGAAUGUUUGCAGUGUUGUAGCUACUUUGGUCCCAGGAUAUGAGAGAGACAAAGUAGAUGAGAUAAUAUAUUUUAAUAUAUUAACUCCUGUUGAUGGAAGAGACAAGUUAAGAAGCUGUACAGAGCUCUCCUCAACCCUGGAAAAACUAACCAGACUGUCACAGUGUUGGAAAAAAGCAAGUUAUAUUCAGCAUAAUGGAACACAGCUGUUCAGUUGUUAAGCUCUUAACAGCCAGUUGAGUUCUAGUUCUAUAUACACCUGAAGCAGAAAAUCGUAGCAUAGAAGGGAUUGCAGCUUGUAAGAGUAGGUGGUGACAGUUGGUAUGUGUGAGGGUGGCUUCUGAGCAUAUGGUUUACUAAGACAACAAACAUGUUUUUGUUGAACAUAUUUUGAAUUGUUUAUUGUAGUUAAAGUAUAUGACAGUUUUAAAGUAGCUGGAAUUGUAUCAGUUUUUAAUUUGACAGGGUCCCUUUUAAAGGUAAUAUUUAUUCCUUUAUGGUAUGGAAGAGGAUUAUAUUAUGACACUAUAUAUCCACUAUAUAGUGGACUGAGGGUUAAUGAAGUGAUAUAACUCCCUAAUGUAUGUUGCUUGCCCUUGACUCUAGCACACCAAAAAUAAUUGAUGUGUGGGAACACUACCUUGCCUUCUAUUUCUUUAAUCUCUGUAUGUUCUUCUGCAGUGCUUAAUGCUUCAGUAGUAAGUAAUGUGAAUAGUAUCUGUAACUAGGUAACUUCUCUGUAAACAGGAGCAACCUAUUAGGCAAGACUAGAUUAUUUUAAUAACUUUUCCCUGUACUCUACACUUUCUUAUAAGCUUGUGGUGUCUGCAAUUUGGUACUUGUUAAAGUAAUGCUCAUUCUUGGAGUGAUAGUCUUUUCUAUUGGGUUGCUCUAAAUAAACUGAGAACACUAACCUAGCUAAAAUCCUUCAUUAUUAAUUCAUACAACUAAUUAUAGUGGUGACAACUUUUGACUCUUAUGAGUUUUGAUAUUUGGUGGCUAUUUUUUAAAUCCAGUUCCUGGAAUUAUAACUGAGCCAUUUUAAACUUUUUUUUUUAAUUAUUAAAUGCAUUUAGCUGGCAUGGUUGCAGAGAAGCUUGAAAAGUCACCUGAGUGCACCCUAAAAGGUUUCAAAAAUCAAACCCAUCUUAAAAUCUCCUAUAUUUAAAGCAAAAUGGUGGCUUGGGGGAAGGAUCUGAUUCAUGAAGUCUGAACAUGGGGGCUAGUAAUAGUGUAAUGGACAAAAGUCUUCCUUAGACUAAUAAGGAUGAAGAGGACAGUCAUGCUGUUGCUUAAUCUUUGAGUCUUGUGUGACAAAAAACUUCAGUGUGACUUCCUGAUCUCUCUAGGAUGUCUAAGGUCUUUUUGGCUUUGCUGGUCUAGGCCUCUCACCAUUUGCCCAUAGUGAAACUUAACUAGUACCUUAAUGCUAGUUAGUUCCUUCAGCAUAGUUAUUUCUCUCUCUGCAGUGAUGGUCUAACAGCUAGUACAUCCUCCUGCACUCCAGAUUAAAAAAGAAAAUGAAAGAUGAAAUUGCUGCCACAGUCUUUUUCAUCACAAGGCUGGUGAAGAAGCAAGACAAACUGAGCAAGCACAAAACUGAGAAAUUUGCAGCUAAGCUGACAACAAUACUGUUUGAAAAGUAUAAGAACCACUGGUACCUAGACAACCCAUCUAGGGGACAAGCCUUCAGGUGUAUACGGAUCAACAAACAUCAGACAAGAGAUCCUGUACUGGAACAAGCUUGUUAUGAGAGUAAUGUGGACUUUGAUAACCUUGGCUUGCCAAGAGAGAUCACCAUAUGGGUUGAUCCAUUUGAUGUGUGCUGCAGGUAUGGAGAGAAGAAUCUGCCUUUCACAGUCGUUCACUUUGAAGGUGCUGAGGAGGACCGAGAACUGUCUCAACGCAUCAGCCAAGCUGUUGACAAAGCAACCUCAGAUUCUCAUUCUGGCACCUCCUCAGAUGAGGAGGGUUAUACUAAGGAAGCUAAAGCUAUCCCUACUGUCAGCAACCCAAACAGUGUCUAUCAGAUCAGUGACUACUGCAAGCUGCCCAUUCAGCCGUGGUCUCGGUAUCCUCGCAAGAAGACCUACGCAACCAAUGGACUUCAUCAGGCAAGCAUUUACUAUGCCCAGCACAAGGACUUCAAAUGCUACUGGCCAAUGGCUGCUUUUUCUGGACCUCGUAUGGACCGAUAUCAUUGGGUGAACACCAACCGAUAGAGCAGUGCCUGCACCACUCUAACCCUGGCUCUUAUGGGUCUCUAAAAUACUGGACUCUGUGGUAGGAAGCUUGAUGCUUCCACAAAAUCUGUCCAAACAGAAAAGCACUUAAUUCUGCCUUCUCCUGUCUUAUUUCUCUCUCCCUAAUUUUAUGUACCUGAAAUGUAAAGAUUUUAUUAAACUUUUAAUGUCUUUUUAUAUUGCUCUGAUAAGAGAUACUGAAAA
Messenger RNA from Gopherus evgoodei (Goodes thornscrub tortoise), 2687 nucleotides. It is a transcript of the gene BTG4, whose product is annotated as BTG anti-proliferation factor 4. Gene Ontology annotation, biological process: negative regulation of mitotic cell cycle; negative regulation of cell population proliferation. The coding region runs from base 1761 to 2462 and encodes 233 amino acids. The transcript is spliced from 4 exons. Gene Ontology annotation, cellular component: nucleus; cytoplasm. NCBI's taxonomy places the organism in Eukaryota, Metazoa, Chordata, Testudines, Testudinidae. The record is from RefSeq and is a predicted model, not a curated record.